Molecule: messenger RNA, 4305 nt
Organism: Larimichthys crocea (large yellow croaker)
Lineage: Eukaryota; Metazoa; Chordata; Actinopteri; Sciaenidae
Gene: pwwp2b
Product: PWWP domain containing 2B
Exons: 3
Coding region: 393-2261 (622 amino acids)
Cellular component (GO): chromocenter; nucleus
Molecular function (GO): chromatin binding
Source: RefSeq, a predicted model, not a curated record
AUUUAAAAAAUGCAUCAUAUUAUUUUUUUCCACGUUCAAGUGUAAUGGUAGUAUAAGUUUGGAGCAAAGCGAAAUGAGCUUCUCGCUGUGGAAAGCGGAGGCAUCCCCGAGGUAAAGUCCUCACUAAUGAAUAGCAUCAAACAAGUCAAAGUGAGACAGAGAAAGGGUAGGCCUUGUCUUGGGAGAUUUUCUGCUCCUCUAGCACAGAGAGCGUGAUGUCAGCGGUGGCAGUACUGUUGUAAUUGACUUGGUGGGGGUGAUGGCGUCAUUUUAUGCCCUGGUGUAGCCUCCUGCUCCAAUAGCGAAGGGGAGACGGAUCUUUAGCCGACGCGACCGUGGCUCCCUUGGCCGGGAUCGAGCACCGCCGAGCCGGACACUUCACGCCGGGAAACAUGGAGGCUGUGGCCGAGGAGCUGCGGGCCGGCUCUCGGGUACCUGUCACUAUCGAUCAAAUAGUUAACGAUACACUGGUGGUGACGCUGACCUAUCGAGAAAGGAGCUACACGGGGAUAUUACUUGAUUGCAACAAAAAGACCGGGCUAUUCUGUCUACCAGAUUUCACAGCAAAACCCGGUGACUGCCCGAUAUCUAAACCCGCUUGUGAAAUCCCUGAAGUUCUGAGUGAGGAACCGGUUUCCAAAUCUCCCAGCCAGGCAUCACACAGACCAAAGGAUGAAAACACUCUUCCUGAAAGCAGCAUACCUACUGCACCUCUUCCCUGCCCCGUACCCACACCAGUGCCAGCUGGACAGACUCCCUACCCUCCUUAUUUUGAAGGAGCCCCCUUCCCUCAGCCCUUAUGGGUGCGCCACAGCUACAGCCAAUGGGUACCUCAGCCCCCUCCGCGACCAAUCAAGAGAAAGAAGAGGCGAACGCGAGAGCCGGGCCGCAUGACCAUGAGUACUAUCCGUCUGCGGCCACGGCAAGUACUGUGUGAAAAGUGCAAGAACACACUGAAUAGUGAUGAGGACAGCAAAGAUGGCAUAAGCAACAAUAAGACUUCUAGAAAAGAGAAUGCACUACAGAGCGAUGAAGACGGCGACGACAAGGACACCCCCUCUAAGUUGUCGAGAAAAGAGGAUGUAGUUGCGACCAAGGACACUAAGAGACGUGAAAAUGGCACCAGCCUUGACAGCAAGCGCCUCAGGAAGGACAAAAGGGGGGAAGCUGAAGGGGAGAAGUUCCCCGGAGGUGACGUUAUCCCCCACAGUCCUGUCAUAAAGAUCUCCUACAGUACUCCACAGGGCAAGGGGGAGGUCAUGAAGAUCCCUUCCAGAGUCCACGGUUCAGUAAAGCCCUUUUGCCCCAAGCAACUGGUGCAGAAUGGCGUGGGAGAAAACGACAAGACGCCUUCUGAUCCCACCAAGGAGCAACGGCACAUUCUAGAUGCCACGAGGUCUGGCCUCACUGUGUCCAUUCCCAAACUCAAACUAACCAGGCCUUAUACAACUGUGGGUCAGGACUUGCCUUCUCCAAAGAUCCGCUUGAGACCCCCUCAGAGGGAGGGUGAGGAGAGUGUGGUUGAGUAUGAGGCAGAACUUGUAGGUGGCACCAGGAGACGAAGCCCCAGGGUGCCCGGUCCAUGCCUCCCCCACUCUGAAGACUCAGGCGAAGGCAAAAACUCUCUGGAGUUGUGGUCAGGGAGUUCAGGUGAGGAGGCAGAGCGAGGCCACAGCGACCUCACCCUUCUCAUCAAUUUUCGUAAACGUAAGGCGGAUUCUUCUAGCCUGUCAGUCUGCAGCAGCGACAGUCUAGAUGAGUCCAAGUCAUUCAGCUCUGACGGCACCUCACCAGAGCUGUGCGAUCUGGCCCCAGGCGAAGACCUGUCCGUAACCUCAUCGUCUGUACCCUCGCGGGAGGACUGCAAGACUGUGCCGCCGCUUACGGUGCGGCUUCACACCCGCAGCAUGACAAAGUGUGUAACGGAAGAGGGUCACGCUGUGGCGGUGGGUGACAUUGUGUGGGGGAAGAUUCACGGCUUUCCCUGGUGGCCGGCACGCGUCCUCAGCAUCAGCGGAACCCACAAACAGGAGACGGCCAGCUGCGAGGCCCAGUGGCCCCAGGCGAAGGUGGCGUGGUUCGGUUCUCCCACCACCUCCCAGCUCUCGGUUGCCAAACUGUCGCCCUUCAGAGAGCUCUUCAGGUCCCGCUUCAACCGCAAGAAGAAAGGGAUGUACCGGAGAGCCAUCUUGGAGGCUGCCAAGGCGGUGGGCCACAUGAGCCCGGAGAUUACGUCACUGCUUUCCCACUGCGACACGUAGGCUGAGGACUGACUAGAGGACUGGCUUUUCUGAAUUCUCAGACUCACUGUCAUCAAGACCCAGGAAGGGAGUACGUGAUGUUGCCACGGCUACUAUUUAUAUGCCGUUUUUUUUUUGUUUGUUUGUUUUUUUUUUUGUUUUUUUAUCUACAUGGUUGGUUGAAAAUGCCCGCCAAGGUGGAGUUUUGUUGAGUCUGGAUAAGGGAGCAAAAAAAAAAAAAAAAAAAAAAAAGGCCAGCCUCAUGGUCUGCUAUGAACUGAACUAUUCCUCUUUUUUUCCUUUUUUUCUAGAUUUAAUCAUAAUUCAAUAGAGCCGAGUAACGACACUACAAGGACCCAAAUGUAUUUAUUAUCUGUAAUGGUUUAUCAUGAUCCACCCGUCUACUACAAUCUUUGCAAAAACCUCCCAGUCUGCUGCUGUCAUUAUCGCGGUUCCUCGCCGCCGAUGUGUUCACUGCGAGGUCCGACUCGUCCGGCCAGGGGAAGCCGGUGGCAUUAUCAAAAAAGGAUUUUAUCCUCCCGCCUCUCCUUUUUGGACGUGAGACGUUUGACCGCGGUUUCAUAAAGUCUUACCCUGAGUCCUUCUUACUUCUGAAAAAUGUGAACGGCUCUAUCCAGAGGCCGUAGUGACUGUUCCAGCUCUCUUAGCGAUGAUCAGUGUUCCAUCCUCGUAGCCUUCUGCGACUUUAUUUGGAUUUGUGGAUGUAUUUAUACGGUUCCUCUCCAGAAUCAUAUCGUGUCUCUAUUCCAUUUCAUUUUUGAACUUUUAAAGAGUAUCACGUCACCCUAGCGUUCCCCUCCCCCACCCUCCCAACUCUUCGUUUUCCUAAGAUUUUUUUUUUCCUCACAUCACUUUCAUUAUUUAAAGCGUCACGUUCAAGAAAAAAAAAAAGCACUUUAUCUGUACCUUGGUGGCCUGCUGUAAGCUCACUGUCUGAAACACUAUUUGCGAGAUACAGCCCUGAUAGGCAGCAGGGGAGUUCAGAAGUCUUUGUGGUUGACUAUCCAUGGCCUUGGAGAUACACGCAUAUACACACACACCACACACACAUAGACAAAAAAAUCGUAUCUAUUUUAUUUUAUUUUAUUACGAUUCUGUUUUUUUUUUUUUUUUUGGGGGGGGGGGAAGGGGGGGGGGGGACACCAGACACGGAUGGUUGUGUACACUGUAUUCUCGCAUUUGACUCGUUUCUCUCUCAGCUCAUCUGCCACACACACACACACACACACACACACACACACACACACACACUACAAAAGUCUACGUUUGAACAUUUCCACUGGAGAAACCUGGGUGAACAAAUGUGUCAAAGCCCCCUAUGCAUUAUCAGUUAAAGCUUUAUGAGUGACUUUGGGAGAAAAAACAAAACAAACGUAACAACAUGCUGUAAGAAUACUGUGAAUUCAACUGCUGAGUGUGCUGAAGAAAAAGCUCGCUACUAGUCGGAGCCCGCAGUCACUGAGUCGUUGAGUCAAAAGCAGACUGCACCGCUGACCUUUAGUGACCUUUGUGUUGAAAGCAGCACUGUUGGAAUCGAGGAAGGGAGGGGCGGGCGGGUGAGUGGGUGGGUGGGUGUUUGGGGGUGCAGUUGAAGGCAAGAGACCACGGUUGUCAAGCACAGCCCGGUCUGUAUUAAAAACUUAACCGAAGAUUGCACACAGUCACGCUCAGCCAACCAGCCUGUCUCCUUUCUGCCUCUCUGGGAACACUUUGUUCAGCUCGAGGCUGAAAACUAGCUCAUUGUCAGUGAGAGAAGUGUGUUUACGAGGGGAGCAGGUAACGCACUCCUCCCAGUUUGAUAAUCUGCGGUUUUGACUGUUUGCUGUCGAGCCCGGCUAGUUUUCCAGGCAGCCUUGCACAACGAGGAGCGGCAGAGUCUAAACGUAGUUCUGCCUGAGAGGGGAAACGGUCGUCAGGAUUUUUUCCCCGUGUAUGAGCAACAUGGCUAUCUACUGUUGCGCACGUUGGUCAAUGUUAUUGGCUACUUUCUUUUUUUGUUUUCUUUUUUACAUGUACUGUACAUAAAAUAAAAUAUAAAGCAAUA